GUACUGCCACCUGAUACAAAUGGCAAACAGCUGUUUAAAUAAUCAUACGCGUAAACAAAACGAUUUUGACUGAAUAGUAAACAAGGAAAUUAAAUGAUUUUUGAGAGGAGUGCAAUAAAUUACUGUUGGGAAACUAGACACCCACAACGAGCGUUACCUAUAUAAAGUGUUAUUUUCGUUAGCAAUUUGACCCCCUUUGCGACGCCCAUUUUUUGUUGUUCUGUGCCUUACAAAUUGGCCGUAAAAACUGACCAAAAUGAUAAAUUACUAGACUUGCCAAAGAGUCUUAAGUACAAGCCGGAGUGUGCCGCAAAAUAGUUGCGCAGCCGGACGACCGACCUUUGAACUUCUUACGAAUCUGCCGCUAUUGAUUGCAACCACCUGUUGGGACACAACACACCUACCGCCAAACAAAAACACUCAGCCACGUAGUCUUGAGUCAGUCGGUGAAAUAUGCUACAUCGAACCGCUAGAAUGUGGACGCUGUGCGUGCAGACGGCUUUGAUAGCCACCUUGGUGAGGGGAUCCAUUUCCCAGAAGGAUAAUCUCGUGGGAAGAACACAGAUAUCCUACAAUCCCAGCGAGCUCUCCGAGUCCAGAUUCCUGGAAUACAGCAAUCUAUCCGAUAAGCUUCACCUAAGGGAAGCCAUUGACAAAAUCCUUAUACCUCGAGUUGUGGGCACAACAAAUCAUAGCAUCGUGCGCGAAUACAUCGUCCAGAGUUUGAGGGAUCUAGACUGGGAUGUGGAAGUGAACAGCUUUCAUGAUCACGCUCCCAUCAAAGGCAAAUUGCAUUUCCACAACAUCAUCGCCACCCUGAAUCCAAAUGCUGAGAGAUAUCUGGUGCUGUCCUGCCAUUAUGAUAGCAAGUACAUGCCUGGAGUGAAAUUCCUGGGGGCCACCGACUCAGCAGUGCCCUGUGCCAUGCUUCUCAACCUGGCCCAGGUGCUUCAGGAGCAGCUGAAACCCCUCAAGAAGAGCAAACUGAGUUUGAUGCUCUUGUUCUUCGAUGGCGAGGAGGCUUUCGAGGAGUGGGGACCCAAGGACUCCAUCUAUGGAGCACGACACCUGGCCAAAAAGUGGCACCAUGAAGGAAAACUGGAUAGAAUAGAUAUGCUGGUGCUCCUGGAUCUGUUGGGAGCCCCCGAUCCAGCAUUCUACAGCUUCUUCGAGAACACCGAGUCCUGGUACAUGCGUAUCCAGUCUGUGGAGACACGUCUUGCCAAGUUGCAGCUCCUGGAGCGAUAUGCUAGCAGCGGAGUUGCCCAGCGCGAUCCCACUCGCUACUUCCAGUCGCAGGCCAUGCGAUCCUCUUUCAUCGAGGACGAUCACAUACCCUUCCUGCGGCGAAAUGUGCCGGUCUUGCACCUCAUUCCGGUGCCCUUUCCCAGUGUAUGGCAUACGCCCGACGAUAACGCCAGCGUGAUCGAUUAUGCGACGACGGACAACCUGGCACUGAUUAUACGGCUCUUCGCUUUGGAGUAUCUGCUGGGCGGAGCCGAGGCGAAGUAGUCAAGUGGGCUGCCGUGUGAAUCACAAAUGACAAAUGUUAUAUCUACUUACGGCCUUAUCUAAUUGACCUGCUCCACUAUCGGAGCAUUGUUGAAUGUUCUUAUGCCCUUUAAAACUAAUUAGAAAGAUCUGCAAUACGCGUGCUCCAAAUAUUUUUAUACACAUGUAUUUAUAGAAAAUGCUUAGCUAAUGACACGUCACGUUUAUAUAUUUUUUGUAAUCUUUCGGUUGUAAAUUGUUUCACUUAUGUACAUAUUCAGUUCAACAUAUACAAAGUAAAUGUACCUUAAAACAAA
Messenger RNA from Drosophila sechellia, 1808 nucleotides. It is a transcript of the gene isoQC, whose product is annotated as iso Glutaminyl cyclase. NCBI's taxonomy places the organism in Eukaryota, Metazoa, Arthropoda, Insecta, Diptera, Drosophilidae. The transcript is spliced from 2 exons. The coding region runs from base 454 to 1512 and encodes 352 amino acids. The record is from RefSeq and is a predicted model, not a curated record. Gene Ontology annotation, molecular function: glutaminyl-peptide cyclotransferase activity; zinc ion binding.